Molecule: messenger RNA, 2198 nt
Organism: Planococcus citri (citrus mealybug)
Lineage: Eukaryota; Metazoa; Arthropoda; Insecta; Hemiptera; Pseudococcidae
Exons: 7
Coding region: 473-1756 (427 amino acids)
Source: RefSeq, a predicted model, not a curated record
UGCUCUGCUUUGUUUACGUUUCUUCCAUUAUCAAUUUUUUAUCAAACUCAAAGUUGUUUUUGCUAAUUUUUCUAUAUAAUUUGCUCUGAAUUUGUGGUUAAAAAAAUUGAAAAAUAUGAAUAUUAUAUUUUAAAAUUUUAAAUACUGUGAAAAAUAUUAUCCUUUAAGUAAAGAUGCCAUUGUAUCCAAACCAUCGAGAAAUUCAUGUUUACAACUAAGUCAACAUUCAUUAAUAAAAAUAAUCAACGUCACUGCCUGUCCGAUAAUCGUGGACCUGAUACAGCUACUUGAACACAAAUAUUUGAUUGAAAUUUGAAAUCCAGAAUGGAUAAUUUUGUAAAAAUUCUUGUAAAGAAGUCUAUAGAAACUAGGUGAUAAUACAAUUACUAUUGUAAAUACUGAAGCAGUCUGAAUCACAAUCAGAGAAUAUUGCAUCAUAAUAAUCUUCAGUCCUGAAAUAAUAAAAUUCAAAAUGGAUCACGUAAACUUACUAGAAGAGAAUUUUAAGCGAAUAAGUUCUCUACAAGAGAUGGCAACGUUUGAAAUAGCUCUUCAGUUAUGGUGUUUAAACGGCAUCGAAGAAAUGGUCAACCAAUAUUGCCCAGUUACUAGUGAAAUAAUUGGAGGAUCGCCUAAAAUGGAGGAUAUCGUGAAAAUGAUUCGAGUACCAUUGCAUUGUCUAUACCCAAAAUUACCCGUAUUCAUGGUCAACUCUAUAAUUCACGCCGUCAAGUCCAUAGGAAACGAAAUCCAAGCAUGGAAAAGAGUACCACAUCUCGAUGGUACAAUAAACGUUCGUCAAAUCAGCCCUAAAAAUUACUGCUGGUCUUCCAGUCGUACCAAUGAUCGUCCAAAGACAGCCUGUGUAUCGAAAAAAUUCAACUUGGAUGGUACCAAGAUGUGCCAGUGUUGUUGGGAUGGCUACGUCAAGGCUUUAUGGUACAAUACCGAUGCUACGAUGCAAAGAUUCUAUACUAAAUUCUUCGGUCCUUAUAAAUAUUACGCUCUUAUCUUCGAAAAAUUCUACUUGGAGCAUUUCCUCGAAGUGAACGUAGUCCAGCAGUAUUUCAAUCCGGAUGAUACUCCUUUGGAAAAUAUUUUUCAUUUAUCUGUCUAUUUCGUAUACAACGAAGCCGUAGUGCAUUAUUGGUGCCAACUCGACGAAUACCAACAAACAAAGAAUAUUAAUAAAGCCAUAGAUAUAUUUUUCGAUAGCUGCUAUUCGAAUAAUAUCAACGAAAGAAAAACCAGCACGUUUACCUUCCUAUGGAAUAAAUUAGGAACACAGAAACGUACAGAAAUCAUGGACUGUAGAUUCUAUCAUGUUCUACGUCUACUGCUACCCUGGCCAAUGACCGAAUACUUAGUACCAGUUUUGAACUUCAACCAAAACGUAGAUUACGAAGACCCCAUAUAUGUCCUUCUCCUACACGAAACAGCUAAGCGAAUACCUAGAGGAUUUCACAAAACCGACCCGUAUAGACAUUUAUUCACGCUGCUGUGCAGUAGAGCUCUCGCAGCUCUAAAAGUUUAUCGUGUUCAACAUUUAAUUUUAACAUUACUCGAGUAUCCGGAGGAUUUAGAUAUGGCUGUGAAUUUAAUGACCUAUUAUGAUUAUAGAAAGAAAAAACGUAUUUCCACUGAUUUAUUCUCGUAUCCUGGGUUAGUUCAGAAACCUUUAAUUAGGUCGUUUAUCGGCAGAGUUAGAAUGAAUCCUAGGUCGAGAUUUAGAAGGAUGAAUUACAUGAAUCGAUAAGGUUUUUAGACGAGUCGACUGUCUUUUAUCUACUUAUUAGGUUUGAUUUUUAAAAUACUGCCCGAUUCAACGAAAAUUGCACGUUUUUAAAAUGAUAAUAUUGAAUUUUACUGAAAGAAUGGGUAAUUAUGGUGCGGAAUUUCAAAAUUAUCAGUAUUCGAGAUUCAGAUAGUGUGAUUUAUGUAUUUUUUUAGACGAAGAUUACUGAAUUUGUGAGUAUUUAUGUUACUUGAUUUAGUUUUGAGCUACAGAAUGUACAGACCAGGAUGCAAUAUUUACCUACCAAAAUUUAUUUUAAUUGUUUACCUAUUUUUGUAUUUGCGCAUAAUAAUUGUAAAUUUAUAUUAAGUGCGGUACUUAAUUAAUCCGUUUUAUGUUUUUAUCACUUUGUUUUUAUUAUUGUGAGUUUUAUUAGAAAUAAAAAUAAUUUUUUUUCUCUUGA